Messenger RNA from Columba livia (rock pigeon), 2190 nucleotides. It is a transcript of the gene HSCB, whose product is annotated as HscB mitochondrial iron-sulfur cluster cochaperone. The transcript is spliced from 6 exons. Gene Ontology annotation, molecular function: ATPase activator activity; protein-folding chaperone binding. Gene Ontology annotation, biological process: [2Fe-2S] cluster assembly; protein complex oligomerization. Lineage: Eukaryota; Metazoa; Chordata; Aves; Columbiformes; Columbidae. The record is from RefSeq and is a predicted model, not a curated record. Gene Ontology annotation, cellular component: mitochondrion. Bases 107 to 811 code for a protein of 234 amino acids.
GCGGCCCCGGCGCCGCGUUCCUCAGUGGGCACGCGCCCCGCCGCUCCCCGCUACGAACCGAGCCAAUCAGGGCGCGCGCGGGGGCUGCCGGGAGCGGCGCGGCGGGAUGCGGGCGGCGCUGCGGCGGCUCGGCGGGGCGCCAUGGCCGCUCUGGCCGCUCCGCGCCUCCCAGGCGGCCCCGCGGCCUCGCUGUGUCGGCCCGGGCUCUGCGCCGGCCCCGCGGUGCUGGAGCUGCGGCGCCGCCCUCCCCCGCGCCGAGGGGCCGCCUCACUUCUGCCCCGGCUGCCGGGCGCUGCAGCCGCCGGGGCCGCGGCCUGACCUGUUCCGCCUGAUGGGCUGUGCCCGCUCCUUCCGCAUCGACGCGCAGCAGCUGCAGCGGCGGUUCCGGAGCCUGCAGCGUGCCGUUCACCCCGAUCGCUUCGGCCAGAGGCCGCCGGAAGAGCAGUACUACUCGGAGCAGCACUCCUCCUUGAUCAACAAGGCGUACCAAACCCUCCUGAACCCCCUGAGCCGUGGUCUCUACCUGCUGGAGCUGAAGGGAGUAGAGCCAGCACAAGAAACGGACUCUGAGGCAGACUCAGAGUUUCUCUCAGAAAUCAUGGAAAUUAACGAGAAAUUAGCAGAGCCUAAAAAUGAGGAUACCCUUGAAGACAUUGAAACUUUACUUAAAGUUAAACAAGAAGAACUGACCAAAGAGGUGACUGCAGCUUUUGAAAGAGAUGAUCUUCAAGAAGCUAAGAAGCUUCUAGGCAAAAUGAAAUAUUUUGCAAACUUAGAGGAUAAGCUAAAGAAGAAGAAGAUCCCUUCCUGAUACCGCCUCCUUCACCACCGAGUUAAUGUUAUUUUCAAUUAAACAGCUGACUUAGCUACAAAAUCACAAAAAUCGUGUUUGCUUCCUAUGUUUUCAUUAAAAGCUUUAACUCCGAGAGAAGGAAGAUGAACGUAAAAGAAAUCUGGUGCUUACUGUAGCACUUAUUAGGUACUAGAUGGAAUGAGGAAAUGCCGGCAGGCAGAGUUAUGAACGGUGUAACGGGUGAGGCAGGACUGGUGUGUGAGCAGCUACAGCUGGGGCAAGGAGGAUCCCACAGGCACACAAACACCGUCUGUAAUUAACAUUUCCUUCUUUUUGACUACUAAAAUAAGAAGAAUUUCUGGACGAAAUGCUGGAGAUAAAGCACAAAGCUCAUACAAUAGGUCCUUCAAGUUUCCUGCAGUGCCCUUGUGUGUAUCAGACCACUUUGAAAAAUCUUUAGAAGUGAACUGUAUUUAAUUCCUAUCAUCUGUUCUCUCUGCUACUUAGUGCUUUGUGUGAUGCUGAUCUCAGUCUGCCGGGAAUUGACCUUCAAAACUACAAGAGGUUUUACCUUGUUGCGCAGUUUAAAAUGUUAAGAUGUGAGGUCACGGCAAAUAAACCCAAACUGAAUCCCCAGAAACUGUUUUAUUAGUAACCUUUGAGGAAGCAAGUCUUUCUAAUAAACGUUACUACAAAUGACAGUAAUUCAAAUAUCAGUUUCUCAGUAGGUCAGUUCUUUGGGUUUUAAUGGCUCAGAAUAUUUUAUUCAGUAAAGCAAUAACAUACUUGACCACCCAAAUCUGAAGAAGGGGCUUAUAAAUAAGAGAGUGCCAGGGGGUGGGAUUCAUUGAACACCCUCUCCUGGCAUUUCUGUGUCCCUACAACACCAAGCUGCAUCUAAACAUUGAGUCAUCUAUGUAUAAUGCAGUAUGUUUUUAAUAGCAUUUCAGUGAUACAUGUUGUAACAGCAUUUCAGAAAGAUUGACUUGCAUUCAAUUAAACCUCCUCUAAAUAUACGGGAGGAUUUCAUAAGCUACUUGUUCAUGGUGUUAAACUGCUAAUUUAGAAGAUGCUGUUUGUAAUUCUGUUAAGUUACAUGGAAUGCUUUUAAAAUUCAUCGUGGAGUUCUCUUCUUUCAUAAAGCUCUGUUUCCUUUUUUUGGGCAUUUCUUCCAAAAUUAAGCUUGUUGAAUUCCUUUUUGAUUUCCAGAAAAGAUUUGUUUUUUGUCUCAGGAACAACAAGGAAGAUGAAAGCAGCAACUAGGGAGCACUCCAGUAAGAACACCAGGAAACAGUACUGCUUCAGUCCAUUCUGAAAAUAAAAUGUGUUUGAUUGCAAUAUAUUUCAAGUGUAACAGUGGGUCUGGGAAAAUAAAACACUUCUUGUUUCCACUGACA